Molecule: messenger RNA, 2001 nt
Organism: Filobasidium floriforme
Lineage: Eukaryota; Fungi; Basidiomycota; Tremellomycetes; Filobasidiales; Filobasidiaceae
Product: P-loop containing nucleoside triphosphate hydrolase protein
Exons: 4
Coding region: 1-2001 (666 amino acids)
Biological process (GO): double-strand break repair via homologous recombination; DNA replication
Cellular component (GO): nucleus; cytoplasm; RecQ family helicase-topoisomerase III complex
Molecular function (GO): 3'-5' DNA helicase activity; nucleic acid binding; ATP binding
Source: RefSeq, a predicted model, not a curated record
AUGUCGACAGGGAGAUCGAGGAGCCGAACACCUGUUCCCGCUCAUGCCGAAAUCAUCGACGUCGAAGAUGAGCCGAUUACUGCUCGAAUACAGCCGCGGCCGCGUGUUCCGAGUCCUAGUCGGGUUGUUGUCAAUCAUCCCUGGACCAAGGAGGUCAAUCAGAAAUUGGAGAAAAUGUUCAAACUGCCAGGGUUUAGGCAUAAUCAGAGAGAGGCUAUCGACGCUACCCUCAGUGGAAAGGAUGUCUUUGUGCUAAUGCCCACGGGUGGAGGAAAGAGUCUGUGCUAUCAACUACCAGCUGUUUGCGAUGGUGGCAAGACACAAGGAGUGACUUUCGUCGUAUCCCCGCUCUUGUCGUUGAUCACCGAUCAGUGCGCACAUCUGGCGGCUAACGAUAUCCCAGCUAUCGCCUAUACUGGGGAUCUCUCGGCUGCAGACAAACGGACAGCCAACGAGCAGCUUAGUCAAAGGGACCCGUGGGUCAAGGUAGUCUAUAUAACGCCAGAAAUGCUUAAAGCGAGCACGGUGACAAAAGACAUCCUCCGAGGUUUGUAUAACCGAAAGAAGCUGGCUCGUUUCGUCAUCGAUGAAGCACACUGCUUGAGCUCGUGGGGUCACGAUUUCAGGCCCGAUUACCGGGCAUUGGGCGAGCUCAAGGCGGAAUACCCUGGAGUGCCUCUGAUGGCAUUGACAGCGACGGCGAACAACCAGGUGCAACAAGACGUCCGGAACAUCCUUCACUUGGAGGGAUGCGCGUUCUUCAAGCAGUCCUUCAAUCGGCCCAAUCUCUACUACGAAGUCCGAAACAAGACCGCAAAAUCCAUCGUCGCCGACAUGUACAAUUAUAUCCAGCUGCAACCGGCAGGAUCGACCGGUAUCGUAUACGCUAACUCUCGUGACCAGUGCGAGAAGUUGGCGGCCGAUCUACGUAACGCGCAUGGUCUGCGGGCACAUCACUAUCACGCCGGCAUGUCAAAGCAGGAUCGGAUUCAGACUCAAACCGAUUGGCAGCAAGACAAGUUCGACGUCAUCGUUGCGACAACGGCAUUCGGUAUGGGUAUCGACAAGGCCGAUGUCCGGUACGUCAUUCAUCAGGCUCUCCCUCGUUCGUUAGAAGGCUAUUAUCAAGAGACCGGUCGAGCAGGACGAGACGGCAAGGCGUCUCAAUGCGUCGUGUUCUAUUCCUAUUCGGAUGUACGGAGUGUUCACCGGCAGAUCGACCGAGACGACACUCUCAACCAUGAGCAAAAGAACAGGAAUAAAGAGGCCGUUCAAGCGGUCCUACGGUAUUGCAUCAACCGGACUGAUUGCCGUCGAGCACAGGUCCUUGGUUUUUUCGGCGAAUCCGCGUGCGAAUGUUAUAAGGGUUGUGACGUCUGCUUGUCGCUCGACAAAGAAAUCCGAACAUCAAGAGACGUCACCGAGCACGUCGUCAAUGCUCUCAAGCUCGUGCAACAGGUCGACGAUUCUACAACUCUUAAAGCAGCCACAGCCUUGUUCAGGGGUACAAAGACCACCAAAGGGUCCGAAAACCCCUUCUUCGGGAUCGGAUCAGACUGGUCACUCGGCGACGCCGAGCGGUUGUUCGAGAAGAUGAUGAUCGAAAACCUCUUUGGCGAGGUUCACAGAGCCAACGGGGCCGGUUACACAAAUUCCUAUGUUUGCCUCGGUCGAGAUCAUCAGCCUUACUUGAAGGGAAAGAAGCGUUUCAACAUGGACUUCCGGGACGAGACCCCUAAAGCCAAUAAGACGAAACCCAAAACGAAAGCUGCGACAGCAGCAGCGAAGAAGAAAGGAGCAGUCUUGCGCAACCCAUCUGUCAAAGAUGUAUUUGUCGGUCAGGACUAUUGGGACUCGGACGAAGACUACAAUGACGCGAUAGAGGAGUCGCCGCCGGUCACCAUAGCCAAGCGCGUCUACCCAAAACGGACGAUGCCGACUAGUGCUGCUGGAACGAAAUCCCUGACUGGGAACGGCUCAACGGACUCUCAGUCAAAGUGA